AUGGUCAGCUCCUGCUGCUUUGCUCCUGCCUGCUGCCAGCCAACAUGCUGCAAGACAGUCUGCUGCAGAACAACUUGCUGUAAGCCAACCUGCUUUGUGCCCAGUUGCUGCCAACCUUGCUGCCAGCCAUCCUGCUAUGAGUCCAGCUGCUGUCAGCCAACAUGCUGUAAGACAGUCUGCUGCAGAACAACUUGUUGUAAACCAAUCUGUUGUGAGUCUAGCUGCUGCCAACCCUGCUGUCAGCCAUCCUGCUGUGAGUCCAGCUGCUGUCUGCCAACAUGCUGUAGGACAGUUUGUUGGAAAAAAACUUGUUGUGAGCCAACCUGCUGUGAGUCCAGCUGCUGCCAACCUACCACCUGUAGCUCUAGCUGCUGCACACCUUGCUGCCAAACAAGUUCUUGUGAGCCAACCUGCUGUGUUCCCAGCUGCUGCCAACCUUGCUGUCAGCCUUCAUGCUGUCAGCCAACUUGCUGCAAAACAAUCUGCUACUUUUCACCCUGCUACAGCCCCAAUGGUUGUGGGUCCAACUGCUGUUCCCCAUCCUGCUGUUGA
Molecule: messenger RNA, 552 nt
Organism: Dromiciops gliroides (monito del monte)
Lineage: Eukaryota; Metazoa; Chordata; Mammalia; Microbiotheria; Microbiotheriidae
Product: keratin-associated protein 9-1-like
Exons: 1
Coding region: 1-552 (183 amino acids)
Cellular component (GO): keratin filament
Source: RefSeq, a predicted model, not a curated record